Messenger RNA from Angiostrongylus costaricensis, 1983 nucleotides. The record is from the annotation of a GenBank genome assembly. NCBI's taxonomy places the organism in Eukaryota, Metazoa, Nematoda, Chromadorea, Rhabditida, Metastrongylidae.
AUGGAUGAUUACGAAUAUAUUACGAGACACGACUACGACGAUCAGAGCGUAAACUCCAACUUGGACUAUCGUAAUUCCGUUGUGCAUGGAAUCGCCACUCUAUUUCGAAGUAAGGCUAGAGUGUCGGCGCUUCAUCCAGAGAGUGAGUUCGAUCCGAAAGACAACCUUGGCGAUGACUAUCUUAACGAAUGUGAUGCUGUGCUCGAUAAAUUCUUAAGUUGGAAUGAACACGAGCAACUUGAUAUAAUGGAAAGGAUUCUCAAUAAAAUGACCCACAAUCAGCUCUUUGUUAUGCAGAGAUUUAUUCAGCCGAUGUUGCAACGCGAUUUUAUCGCUUUGUUACCACAACACCUGGCAGAGAUGAUUCUAUCGAAUUUGGAUGCUCGUGCAUUGGCUGCUUGUGAGGCCGUAAGUACUGUAUGGCGAAGUGUGUUAGCGAUAGGUCAGCUUUGGCGGAAGUUAAUAGAACGGAACGUUCGGAAAGAUAACAUGUGGCGUGGAUUGAGUGAAAAGAACAAGUGGAGGAAAUAUAUCCUUGUAAGCCGAGAUUCUGCUGCUUGUGCCAUUUGUGACUACUACCAUGUGCCGUAUGAAAAGUUGCGCGGCUCUUCUGAAAUGUGCAUGUUGCAGCACCGAUUUUACAGAGAGCUCUUUCCCAAGGUUGUGGUCGAUAUUGCUAAAAUCGAAGCUAACUGGCGUAAUGGAUUUUAUAAACUGAGUAGCAUCAACUGUCGUUCAGAGAACAGCAAAGGAGUGUACUGUCUGCAGUACGACGACGAGAAGAUUGUAUCCGGACUUCGUGACAAUGUUAUCAAGGUGUGGAAUCGUUCUGACUUGAGCUGCGAGCGGGUAUUGUCUGGACAUACGGGUUCUUCUGAUGCCACGGUUCGCGUCUGGGAUGUUACGACUGGAGAAUGCCUCAACACGUUGAUACAUCAUUGUGAGGCUGUUCUCCAUUUGAGGUUCAAUGACGGGAUUAUGGUUACCUGCUCUAAAGACCGCUCAAUUGCGGUAUGGGACAUGGUCUCUCCACGUGAAAUCAAUCUUCGUCGAGUGCUGGUUGGACAUCGGGCAGCUGUAAACGUUGUCGAUUUUGACGAUCGGUACAUUGUUAGCGCAUCUGGAGAUCGAACAAUCAAGGUAUGGUCUGCUGAUAACCUGGAAUUUGUUAGGACUCUUUCGGGUCAUAAGCGGGGCAUUGCUUGUCUACAAUAUCGAGGACGGCUUGUCGUCUCUGGUUCUAGUGAUAAUUCCAUCAGACUGUGGGAUAUUCAUUCUGGUGUGUGUCUGCGAGUGCUUGAAGGCCAUGAGGAGUUGGUACGGUGUAUAAGAUUCGAUGACAAACGCAUUGUUUCUGGAGCAUAUGAUGGGAAAAUCCGUGUUUGGGACCUAGAGGCCGCACUUGAUCCUCGUUCAUCACCUAGUUCCUUGUGCCUUAGUACUUUGAUGCAACAUACUGGUCGUGUAUUUCGUCUUCAGUUCGACGAUUUCCAAAUUGUUAGCAGUUCUCAUGAUGACACAAUCCUUAUCUGGGAUUUUUUGGUUGAACCUAACGUGUCACCGAAUUCAUCUCCACAUACAAGUGCUCCUGAUUCAUUACUGGAACCAGUUGUUUCAUUAUCGCUACCUUUAAACUCGGUUGGGGUUGCAACUGAUGAUAGGAACAGCCCUCCCAUUAACUCACCGACGAUUAACCAACCAUACUCACUACAUGAUCCAAGCACAUCGCAUGGUGCGUUAUGCAAUCAGUACUUGGUUGAUGAUUCAGUUGGAACAGCAACUAUACAGCAGUACGAUCCGCCGGGUCCGAGUGGUUCUAGUGUAGUGAACAGAGCAGAGGUUCGGCAUCUAGAAGCGAUAUAUGUCGACUCACUGUCGUCAGAUGACGAUGAGGCCGUGCAAGCACCUACUGCUGGCACCUCGAACCAUCCGACAGGGCGCGCUCCACCAGCUAGUCCUGAACCGUGCGACAAAGGUGGAUGA